AUGGCGUUUCUGGGAGGAUCAUUGCACGUGACGAGAAGCAUUGACAGCCGGAAGAUGACGGAAGGGGGGAGCCACGGCUGGCUAGUGUCGUGGCGGCAGGCGCCGGCUCCCGUUAGGCAGCUCUACUGGAGGGUGAGGCGGGCCGUGCUGCGGCCGAAGCGCCACGCCGUGAGUUUCGGGUAUGACAUCAAGAGCUACUCCCAAAACUUUGACGAUGGACUCGUCCCUGCCCAUCGCCUCUAG
Messenger RNA from Triticum turgidum subsp. durum (durum wheat), 243 nucleotides. The record is from the annotation of a GenBank genome assembly. Lineage: Eukaryota; Viridiplantae; Streptophyta; Magnoliopsida; Poales; Poaceae.